AUGAGAGAUGAUAGGUGGGAGGAAUUAUUACAAAAUGUGAAAUCAUUUUGUGAGCAACAUGAUAUUCUAAUUCCUGAUUUAACUGCUUCUUAUGUUGCAAGGCAAGGACGCUUGCGUCACCAAAAAGAUCAUAUUACAGUUGAGCAUUAUUUUAGAGUGGAGAUAUUUUUAGUCACAAUUGAUAAGCAAUUACAAGAGUUAAAUAACAGAUUUAAUGAUCAAGCAAUGGAUCUAUUAAGUUUGAGCUCUACUCUCAUGCCUAAGGAUGUUUUCAAAAAUUUUGACAUUGCUAAGAUUUCUACUCUUGUUGACAACUACUAUUCCGAAGAUUUUACUGAACAAGAGAAGAUUAAUUUGCCUUUUCAGCUUCAGCAUUUUAUUCUUGAUGUUCGUCAGCAUCCAACAAUGAAGAAUUUGUCAACUAUUCAUGAACUAUAUAGAUGUUUAGCAGAAACAAAAAAGUUAAAAGUGUAUUACUUGAUUGAUAGAUUGAUUCGUCUGAUAUUAACUCUUCCAGUUUUUACAGCUACGAUAGAGCGAUCAUUUUCAGCAAUGAAAAUAAUAAAUACAAGGUUAAGAAACAAGAUGGAGGACGACUUUCUUGUGGAUAGUUUGGUUAUUUACAUUGAAAAAGAAAUUGCUGAAAAAUUUAGUUCUGAUUCAAUUAUUGAAGAUUUUAAGUCAUUAAAAACUUGA
This is a messenger RNA of Arachis stenosperma, 696 nucleotides long. RefSeq lists its product as uncharacterized. The record is from RefSeq and is a predicted model, not a curated record. The transcript has a single exon. The coding region runs from base 1 to 696 and encodes 231 amino acids. NCBI's taxonomy places the organism in Eukaryota, Viridiplantae, Streptophyta, Magnoliopsida, Fabales, Fabaceae. Gene Ontology annotation, molecular function: protein dimerization activity.